AUGGAGCCAAUAGUGGUCCAGGGAGAUAAGUUGGACCAAGCGAUUAAGCUGGAAGUUCAGUUUCUGGGCCACGUAGUUAACAAGAGAGGAAUUCAGGUGGAUCCUGCCAAAAUUGAGGCUAUUAGGAAUUGGGAAGCCCCGAGAACCACUACAGAGAUCCGCCAGUUUCUUGGGUUAGAAGGCUACUACAGGCGUUUCAUUGCAAAUUUUUCGAAAAUUGCACAGCUGCUUACGGCCUUAACCCAAAAAGAUAAGAAAUUCAUUUGGAGCGAGAAGCAAGAAGAGGCCUUCGAGACCCUCAAGCAGAAGCUAUGUAAUGCACCCAUCUUAUCCCUACAAGAGGGUUCGGAUAACUUCGUG
This is a messenger RNA of Cynara cardunculus var. scolymus (artichoke), 360 nucleotides long. RefSeq lists its product as uncharacterized. The annotation marks the transcript as partial. The transcript is spliced from 2 exons. The record is from RefSeq and is a predicted model, not a curated record. Lineage: Eukaryota; Viridiplantae; Streptophyta; Magnoliopsida; Asterales; Asteraceae.